GGUGAGAACGUAAUGGCAUUUAGCUAAUUCCCAAAAUGGCGGCCCCCAUGUUUGAAAAAGUCGGCACUGUUUUAGCUGAUGGGAAUAUUCCUGUAGCAAAAUACAGGUCUAAAAAGACUGGCUUAUCAGUGUGUAUUGCACAAGUUGAGGGACCUCUUGUUAACGGCUACUUUUGUCUAGCAACAGAAGCUCAUGAUGACGAUGGAUUACCUCAUACACUGGAACAUCUUGUGUUUAUGGGCAGUGAGGACUUUCCAUACAAGGGUGUUUUAGAUUUACUUGCUAACCGGUGUCUGGCUUCUGGAACAAAUGCCUGGACAGAUACAGACCACACUUGUUAUACCAUGACAAAUGCUGGGGACCAGGGAUUUCUUAAUCUGAUGCCAAUCUAUCUAGAUCACAUCCUGUACCCUACACUUACAGAUUCUGGAUAUACAACAGAAGUACAUCACAUCAAUGGUAAUGGUGAAGAUGCUGGUGUUGUUUAUUGUGAGAUGCAGGGGAGAGAAAACUCGGGUGAAAGUAUCACACAUUUAGAACUGAUUCGUGCACUCUACCCAGGGCAUUGUGGGUACAAGUCAGAAACCGGUGGCAUCAUGAAAUCUCUACGAGAGAGCACAUCUCAUAAAAAGGUCUGUUCAUACCACAAGGAAUUCUACCGUCCCGAGAAUCUGUGUUUGAUAAUAACUGGUCAAAUAAAACCAGAGGAGGUGUUUAAGGGCCUUCAACCCCUUGAAGACAAGAUUAUCUCUAAGGGUAGUUUACCAAAGUUUACACGACCUUGGCAGUCACCUGUACCUGCAUUACCAGGAAGUGUAGAGAAGCUUGUAAAGUAUGCUGCUGAUGAUGAAACACAUGGUAUUGUGAUUGCUGCAUGGAGAGGACCCCCAGCAAAGGAUCAGUACUCAUUCAACAGUGUUGGUCUAUUGUUAGAUUAUCUCACAGAUUCUGCUAUAUCUCCUCUACAGAGAGAUUUUGUAGAAAUUGACGAACCAUUCUGCUCUGAUGUCCAUGGAAACUUGAUAGAAAACGCUGAAAGCAGUAUUUACAUCAAGUUUGAUAAUGUUUUCAAAAACAAGUUGGACUCAGUUUUUCCAAGGUUACAGGAUGUAUUAAAGAAGAUCAGCAAUGGAUUAGAGAAGAUUGAUAUGACCAGGAUAAGUAAUCUGAUUCAAAGAAAGGUUCUAGAUGCCCUAGCUUCUAUGGAAGAUAACCCACACAACAAGAUGGCGUCAUUUCUUAUUGGAGACUUUCUCUUCAGUGAUAACCAGUCAGAUCUUGAAUGUCGGGUACAAACAGUUAAGUUAUACACAAAGAUGAAAGCUGAACCAGAAUCAUACUGGAUUGGAUUGAUUAACAAGUACAUGACUGAUAAACAUCAUGUUUUGAUAAUUGGGGAGCCAAGUAUAGCAGAACAAGAACGUCUUGCUAAAGAAGAAAAUGAAAGAGUAGAGAAACAGAGGGAACGUCUGGGGAAAGACGGAUUACAAGAGAAGGCAACUAUACUAGAAAAAGCUACGGAGGAGAAUGAGAAAGAGGCUCCAGAUUCUGUGGUUACAAGUGUUGAUGUUCCAAACGUUGAUUCAAUCCAUUUUCAUCCCAUAGUUGCCUCCUGUAACAGGAAGGUGGAGCAAUCUGCAAAAGAUUCUGGGUAUGGGAAAAAUCCAGCCUUUCCAUUGGAUGAUAUACCGUUUCGAUUUCAACUGGAUGAUGUGCAUACAAACUUUGUACAGAUGCAUGUGAUGUUAGACUCUACAUGUUUACCACAAGAGCUGAAAUACUUCCUUCCACUUUAUUGUGAAAUUUUAUUUGAGAGUCCAAUUCUCAGAGAUGGAGUUUUGGUGUCUCACGAGGAGAUUAUAUCACAGUUAGAAGCUGAUACAUUGAGUACAGAGUCUUGUAUUGGAGUGAAUGGAGGGAAAUUUAGUUGUGGAAGUUUUCCUCAGAUUGUAAUGCUGAAGAUACAGGUGGAGAAGGCAAAGUAUGAACUUGGUGUGAAGUGGUUGAGAGAAAUUCUCUAUCAGACUAAAUUUCCUGCUGAAAGGUUAAAGGUCAUUGCAAAGAGGAUGAAUAAUGACAUCAGUAAAUAUAAACGAAAAGGAAACGCAGUACUAAAAGCUGUUUUCAGAAGUCUUGUUUUCUCUCAAGAUUGCAAUCAUCAAGUAAACAGCAUGUUGAAGCAACAUAAAUUCCUAGAAAAUUUGCUCAAGACACUUGAAUCUGAUCCAAAAAAGGUUGAAGAGAAAAUGGAGGAGGUACGUAGAUUACUAACUAACCCCAGUAACCUGACCGUUCAUUUGUCAGUAGACGUGGAGAAGUUAUCUGCUGAUGGUUAUAAACCUGCCGGUGUGUGGUCAACAUUGGUACCUGAAGACAAACAAGUUACAGAAAACAGCUGUGUAAUGAAGAAGACAUAUGAAUAUGUAGUACCACUGUCAGAGUGUAAACACAAGUCUGUCGUAGUAGGAGUUGGCUCUAUAGAAUCUUCAUUUCUAAUACAGGCUGUAGAUUGUGUGAAAUCACCUGUUGAUGAAGAUUUGGCUGCUAUAAUGGUAUUCAUACAGUAUCUGACACAGUUAGAGGGGCCAAUGUGGCGACAAAUCAGAGGUCUUGGACUAGCCUAUCAUUACAGUAUGUAUGUUCUGCCAGAGUCUGGGUUACUGUAUUUUCUGUUAGCAAAAUCUACUCAUAUAGUGAGGGCAUACAAGGAAGGUCAAGAUAUUGUGAUGAAUUAUGUAAAUGGUAAGACAGAACUGAAUGAUAUAGAGUUAGAGUCAGCCAAGAGUAGUCUUACUUUUGAAGUAAUUGAGAAGGAGACGACAGUAUCUGAUGUAUCAACCCAAUCACUGUUGUCCUACUUUAAAGGUGUACCACACACAUAUAACAAAGAUUUGCUAAAGCUGAUAUCAAUGGUGACGUUAAAUGACCUGAAAAGAGUUGGUGACAAGUACAUUGCUAAGUUAUUCAACGAGAAAGAAGCAAGAAGGGCAGUCUGUUGUAAUCCAUCCAAGGUGACAGAGGUUGUUACAGCUUUUAAAGAGAUUGGUGUUGUGAUGGAAGCGGUGCCUUCACUAGAUGCCGAAUUUCUGUGUGCAUUAUAGACAACAUUUCUACUUCAAUAGUGCUUUUAUGUAGAGAAAACAGCAGCAGCAAUCUCAUUGGUCAAUUAAAUAAAAAUUAAAUCUAAAGUUAUUCCAACUUUAAAAGAACGUGAGCAAGUAUUCAAUCAAUAAAAAAAAACACAAGUGUAGUAAAUUAUAGUUUUAUCUAGAAUAAGUUAUAUUGUAAACACUGCUAUAAAAGAAAGUGAACUUAGUAGGUUUUAAAGGAACUCCACUGAGGUCCAAAAGCCUAAAGACAUAAAAUUUGAAUUUCUCUCAUAUAUCAACAGGGACACUUAAAACAGAGUGAUAUGCAAAAGAUAAUAAAGAUAUACUCAGAAAUGAAUUGAAAGUUUUAUUUUUCUACUUUUCUUAGCUGUAUUCGAGUGAAAAACAUUGCAAUGCUUUUUUGUUUUGUGCCAUUUUUCACAGUUACCUACAUCAAAUAGAAAAUUAAUCUCAAUAAAUCAAUUCAGUCUUGUCAAGUCAAAAAAACUCAGGGGAGUCCCUUUAAUAAUUUCUUAGCAAGGUACAGCCACUUGCUUGUACAGUAAUUGUAAACUAACAAAGAACGAUCAAAAGAUUGUGACAACUCUGUUUUCAACAUAGUUUGGUUUAUGCAUAAUGUAUCGUCACUGACUUCUUGAUAUAAAUCAUUAUCAUAGAUUUUCAUUGUUUACAUUUAAAAGGGAUAGUUGAAUAUCAAUGCAAUUUGUGCUUGUGUAAAACAGCUAAAAGUACACCUUUUAUACAUGUUGUUAAACAAAAUCAAAAAACAAUAUUCUUGUCAUUAACAUUGCCAAUGCUCAAAAUUAAAUUGUGUAU
Molecule: messenger RNA, 3926 nt
Organism: Ruditapes philippinarum (Manila clam)
Lineage: Eukaryota; Metazoa; Mollusca; Bivalvia; Venerida; Veneridae
Exons: 24
Coding region: 36-3101 (1021 amino acids)
Molecular function (GO): metal ion binding
Source: RefSeq, a predicted model, not a curated record